Molecule: messenger RNA, 1032 nt
Organism: Prorocentrum cordatum
Lineage: Eukaryota; Dinophyceae; Prorocentrales; Prorocentraceae
Source: the annotation of a GenBank genome assembly
AUGGGGAAGGAGGACUGGUGGCCGAACGGCCGCGGCAAUGGGGGCGGAUACCAGCGCCGCGACGCCAACGCGGACAAGAACUACAGCGGGAACUCGGGAUACGACGGUCGUUCGACAACAUAUGUGCAUUCGGCCCUAAAUGAAGCUCGCAGCAUGCAGCAAGCUUUCGUCCGGCGUGAGACCGAACGUGAGGAACGCCGGCAACACAAAUCCAUGAUGUCAGCCAUUCGCGGCACCGUGAUAGACACCGUCAGGGACCUCUUCGGCGGGAGCGUCCAGGGCAAAGAUAAGAAACGUAAGAAAGACAAGAAGUCCAAGACAUCCAUAUGGAAGGCUUUAUUCAGCAAAGAAGAGACAAAUAAACCGUUGAAGCUCUUGCGUCUGGCCAAGAAGCGGGUCCUCGCCCGCAACAGCAGUGACUCUAGUACGUUAUCUUCCACAACAACUUCGAGUCCGAACGCAAGUAGUGGGAACCGUUCCUUCCAGGAGCUCAAGCAAAUAAUCAAGAAUAAGGAGAAGCGGGACAAUAAUAACUUGAAGCAAAUCGCUGCCCAGCUGGCGAAGGGCAACCAAAAGAACGAUUUCAUGACCUCGGGUAUCGACCUCAAGAAGCUCGUUGCGCUCAUCGGGGCGCAGGGCGACGGAAAGGGGAGCUCCGCCGCCCCAGACAAUGCCUUGAAGAUGAUAGCUGGUAUGAUUCAGAACUCGGACAAGAACCCAGAAGAAUCCAUGAAGACGUUCAUGAAGUGCCUUUCAGAGGUGCAAGCCUCGAGUCCGACGAUCAAGCCCAAGAAAAAGUUGAAGCUCCCGGAGGAUGACGGUGAGGAUAAGAGCGAGAAGAUGCUCCCAGGAGUGUCUCGCGCAGAGUGGCCUAGCACAGCCGAGGCGUGGCUCAAGUGUUUCAACGAGCGCCCCGAGAUCACCUUGGACCGGUUGGACAAGGUACUGAAGAGCAGCGACCUUCCUGCGGGAGGGCGCGACAACAUUACCAAGGUAAAGAAGCUGUUGAACAAAUUGGAGUCGCUCCAAUGA